Molecule: messenger RNA, 1543 nt
Organism: Caenorhabditis angaria
Lineage: Eukaryota; Metazoa; Nematoda; Chromadorea; Rhabditida; Rhabditidae
Source: the annotation of a GenBank genome assembly
AUGGCAGCGGAGCCGGAAACCGAACAAGUCAAACCUCGAGUUUUCAAUCCUGGUCAAAUAAUCGAUGGAAAAUGGAAAAUCAAGGCACUUUUGGGAAAAGGAGCAUGUGGAGUUGUUUAUAAAGUUGAGGAUAAGAAAAGAAAAGGAUGGAUGGCUGCAAUGAAAAUCGAAUAUAUUUCCGAAGAUUUCGAUCAAACAUUGAGAUUGGAAAUUGGAGUUUUGAACAAAAUGAAAAAGCAUACAGAUAUGUUAAAACUGUUAGAUUAUGGAAGAAGAAAAACAUUCACGUGAGUGUGGGAGAAUCUGGAAAUUUGAAGCAGAAUAUAAACUUUUUGAAUUUCUGAAACCGAACAUUUGAAAAAGAUCGUUUCAGAAGUUCAGAAAACAUUUAUUUGAACUAGUAAAUUUUUCGAAUAUAUUCACAUCGUUUGUCGAAAAAAAGUGUAUUUCAGAUAUAUGGUAACAAAUUUAUGUGGAAAAGAUCUGAUGGCUCUUCGAUGUAAAAUCAAACGUGGCUUCAACGAUAGUUCUGCUUUACGAAUAGCUGUUUUUACAUUGUAUGGCUUGAAACAAACUCAUGAAUUAGGAUAUGUUCAUCGAGAUGUUAAACCAGGAAAUAUAAUAACAGCUUCUUCAAAUGGUAGAGAUUCUCGAUGUUUGUUAUUGAUUGAUUUUGGAAUGGCAAGAUCUUUUAUAACAUCUGAUAAAGAUGGUAAAAAGCAAAUUCGAAUUAUGAGAAGAAGAAUACCUUUAAGAGGAACUGUUCGUUAUUGUUCAUUAAAUGUUCAUGAUAGAUUAGAACAAGGAAGAUGUGAUGAUUUAAUUGCGAUGAUUUAUAUGUUAAUUGAAGUAACACUUGGUGUUCCGUGGCAUCAUUUAACAGAUGAAAAAGAAGUUUUAGCAAUGAAAAAAUCAACAAAAGAUAGUGAUUUAUUUGAAGAAUUGCCAGAAGAACUGAAACAAAUCUUUGAAUAUCUCAAACCACUUUCUUAUAGUGAUCGGCCAAAUUAUCUCAAGAUUUAUAAUUUGUUAAUGACUGCUAUCAAACGACUCAAAAUUAAUUUUCUUGAUGCUUAUGAAUGGGAAGAUGAAGAAAUUGAAAAGGAUUUGAAAAUGGAAAAAGAGAAAAAAUUGAAAGAGGAAGAAGCGAAAAAAGAUGUGAAAGAAGCACCGAAAGAAGUUGAAGCUGAAAAGAAAAAAGUUGGAGAAAUUCAACAAGAAUCGUCGCCCGAAACAAAAACAAAUCGAGAUAUUAAUUUGAAUUUGGUACCCAAUAAAGAUCAAACAACAAAAUCAGAAUACGAUCCAAAAUCAACAAUAUCAGCUGUUUCUGCGGAUAGUUUUGAAUCAAAACACACUGGUCUUGAUACUGCAAUUGAUUAUGAUCCAAUUGAAUUCACAACUAAAAAGGCUAUGAACAGUAUGUUUGUUUUUUUAAAUUCAUUUUCAAUAUGAAUUUAUAUUUUCAGGAGAAGACUUACAAUUUCUCGUAUACCCUUCGAUUUCAAUUGCCAACUUCAAAGAACACGCAAUUCCGUUUUGA